AUGAUGCUACGGACAUCAGCCGUCUUCCUCGCCCUCGCCGCGAUGGGGCUCGCUCAGGCUCCCGAAGGCUACAGCACGGUAUACAUCACGUCCAAAGUGAACACCAAGUUUGUCAUUGUGCCAAAGGAGCGCACCGCGGGCACCACAACGAUUGUUAAGACGGCCAACAACACGCCCGAGCAGCAGUGGUACCUCAAGACGGGAUCGACCAAGAUUCAGUUGGCCGACAGCACCCUCUGCGUGGAUGGCGGGCCCCAAGACAACUGGAGGGACAUGGGCAAGAUCUACGUCAACGAGUGCGCAGACACCGAGUCCCAGAACUGGUUCGUCAUGGAUGACGGCCGCAUUGCCUUGGAGGCAUCGAAUCAGCAGCAAUGCGUCGACCUUGUGUUCAUGAGAGCGGUGGAGAACAACGACGUCGGGCUGUUCAGCUGCGCUGGACUGGGCAACACCGGGGCGGCCGACGCGGGCAUCAACUGGCCGCUGGUCAACGUGACGGUCACCGCUUGA
Messenger RNA from Thermothelomyces thermophilus ATCC 42464, 510 nucleotides. RefSeq lists its product as uncharacterized. NCBI's taxonomy places the organism in Eukaryota, Fungi, Ascomycota, Sordariomycetes, Sordariales, Chaetomiaceae. The coding region runs from base 1 to 510 and encodes 169 amino acids. The transcript has 4 exons. The record is from RefSeq and is a predicted model, not a curated record.